CUUUGUAUAUAUAGCAGUUGGCAUAAGGAAAGAGAAAAGAUGAACAGAAAAAGCAUGGAAAACAACGGGGAAAGCCAUAGCAGAAGUGGUAGUUUUAGGAUGGGGGCAAAAGUUCACACUGUGCUUGAGCUUGGUACUGUUCAUACACACACUAGUCUUCUCCUAGAUGGUGAUGGUGAUGGUGAUGGUGAUCGAGAUGUUGGUGAGGAGAGAGAGAAACACCCAAAACCUCUCACAUACUCUCUCUCUCCUAGGCAGAUCAAGUCCCUAGUUGCUCUCUGCGACACCAUCAUACCUUCAAUCGACAACAACCUCGUUCGCUCCUCCGAUGAAUCUGUUGCCAACUUCUACAACACUUCAGCUUCCAUGGCUGGAACACCUCACCAUCUAGAGAAAGUGAUAAGUGAGAAACUGAAGCACCCGAGUACAUGGCUCCUGCUACUGACAUUAUGGCUACUGUCUACGUGGUUUGGCACGUUCAUACUGUGUGGCAUGGCGAGUGUUUCAUCAAGGUUUCCCUUCUUCCAUAGCUACCCUGAAAUGUCUCUGCUCAAACGCCAAAGGGCUAUGCAGUCUUGGUCUCUCAGUUACCUUCGUCCCCUUAAGAUGUUUUUCAGGACUAUCAAGCUUCUCACUCUCCUUCUCUUCUUCACUCAGGUAGAUGAAGCAGAAGAAAACCCAUCAUGGAAGGCAAUUGGAUAUUGUGGACCUGAUCCAGAGCUUAAAGCACAGUUGAAGAACCACUUCUUACGUAGAACAUUGAAGGAAGAAGAACAUGAAAAAAAGGACAAGGACGACGACGAUGAUGAUGAAGAAGAGUUCAGAGGUCCUCUUCACAAAGGCCUUGUCCAUUUGAACUAUCCAAUAGACAUCAUUAAAAAUUCUUUAAGACGAUUUGGAUUCUCAGUCUCUACCACAUCUAAAAGGAAUAAGGCUUCUAACAUGUCAUCACCUUCUUUAGUUAUCCAAUGUGAUGCUGUGGUUGUCGGUUCUGGCUCUGGUGGUGGGGUAGUAGCCGGAGUUCUAGCAAAUGCUGGUUAUAAAGUGCUGGUCUUGGAGAAAGGAAGCUAUUGUGCUAGGAACAAUCUUUCCCUUCUUGAAGGACCAAGCAUGGAUCAAAUGUACCUCUCCAAUGGUUUGGUUGCAACAAAGGAUAUGUCUGUCCUAAUACUAGCAGGAUCCACAGUUGGUGGUGGAUCUGCAGUGAACUGGUCAGCCAGCAUUAGAACUCCUGAACAUGUAUGCAAGGAGUGGUGUGAUCGCCAUGAGCUAGAACUGUUUGAAAGUAAGUUGUACAAAGAAGCCAUGGAUGCUGUGUGUGACAAAAUGGGAGUCCAAUCUGAGAUUCAAGAGGAAGGGUUCAACAACGAAGUCCUAAGAAGAGGGUGUCUAGAAAUGGGAUAUCAUGUGUGCAAUAUUCCAAGGAAUGCUUCAUCGGAUCACUACUGUGGUUGGUGCUGCAUGGGGUGUAAGAAUGGAAAGAAGAAAGGUACUUUAGAAACAUGGCUAGUGGAUUUGGUGAAAUCAGGUAACGGAGCAAUCAUUCCAAAUUGUGAGGCCAUACAAGUCUUGCACAAGAGAAAGAAAGGAAGUGAGAGAAAAACAGCUCGUGGAGUGGCUUUUGCAAUUGAAUACAAAGGAAAAAAGGACAUUUGUGUAGUGGAGUCCAAGGUUACAAUUGUAGCCUGUGGAGCACUCAGUACUCCAGCAUUACUUAAGAAAAGUGGAUUGAAGAAUGAAAACAUAGGAAAAAACUUGCACCUUCAUCCAGUGGCAAUGGCUUGGGGUCACUUCCCUGAUUCAUCUUCACCUAAGGUGUGGCCAGAGAAACAUAAGAAGAGCUAUGAAGGAGGGAUUAUGACAGCAAUGUCCACAGUUGUUGCGCAGUUUGACAAAACUGGAUAUGGUGCAGUGAUCCAAACGCCUUCAUUGCAUCCUGGUAUGUUCUCCAUUCUAAUGCCGUGGACUUCUGGCAAAGAUAUGAAAGAUCGAAUGCUAAAGUUUUCAAGAACAGCUCAUGUAUUUGCCCUGGCAAGGGAUCAAGGAUCAGGAACGGUGAACUCACCUUCUCUUAUAAACUAUCAGUUGAAAGAUGUGGACAAGGAGAAUUUAGCUACAGGAAUUGAGAAGGUGCUGAGAAUUCUUGCAGCAGCUGGAGCUGAAGAAAUUGGGACCCACAAUAACAAGGGAAGGAGCAUAAAUGUUAAGAAGGUGAGCUAUCAUGAGUUUGAGAAAUUUGUGAAAGAAGAAAGUUCAGUGUCUUUAACAGACCUUACAACACCAUUGUGUUCAGCACAUCAGAUGGGAAGUUGUAAGAUGGGCACUAAUCCAAGUAACUCAGUUGUGAACCAAAUGGGAGAGACAUGGGAAGUGGAGGGCCUUUAUUUGGCAGACACUAGUGUCUUUCCCACAGCUUUAGGUGUCAAUCCGAUGGUCACUGUUCAGGCUAUUGCUUAUUGCAUAGCUCAGUCUGUUGUUCAAGUUCUUAGAAGGAAGAGAAAUUGAAGACAAAAGAGAAAUGGAAAACUUUUGCUGGUGAUGCUAGAAGAAGUUCUGAAUUCCACAUACAAGUGGAUAUAUUUCAUAUUAACGUUACUACCGAAACACUUUUACAUUCAUUUGACACAUAGUAUAAAGA
This is a messenger RNA of Vigna radiata var. radiata (mung bean), 2638 nucleotides long. RefSeq names its product long-chain-alcohol oxidase FAO4A. The record is from RefSeq and is a predicted model, not a curated record. NCBI's taxonomy places the organism in Eukaryota, Viridiplantae, Streptophyta, Magnoliopsida, Fabales, Fabaceae. Bases 40 to 2505 code for a protein of 821 amino acids. The transcript is spliced from 3 exons. Gene Ontology annotation, molecular function: long-chain-alcohol oxidase activity; flavin adenine dinucleotide binding.